ACUUUUUGGCGUUACAACCCUUAUUGGUAAAUACAGUAAAAAAGUUAUCGAUACUGUCGUAAAAUCUAGUUUUUGCCAAGGCUGUAACUUGUGGUAAGAAAAGAAGAAAUCUGAUCCUCAAGCUUAUCAAGAUUGGUAUGAGGAACAUGAAGAUUCAUGUGCCAUCAAUCAUCGGGGAAGUGCUGGGAAAAUGGAGGUAGAUGCUGUUGUCGAGAUGUUCAACAGAUCGGUCGAGAAGCACGGGGUAAAGUACAUAAAAUAUAUUGGAGAUGGAGACUCCAAGACAUUUAAAGGUAUUCUUGAUAUCAACCCGUAUGAUGAUGAUCCAGUCGUAGAAAAAAAAGAGUGUGUUGGGCAUGUCCAGAAACGUAUGGGUUCCAGGUUGCGUAAAGCAAAAAAAGACAAUAGUGGUAUUGGCGGCAGAGGAGCUGGUAAAUUGACAGAUAAAGUAAUCCAUGAGUUGAGUUUAUACUACGGUCUGGCAAUUCGUCGGCAUCCUGAUUGUUUGCAGAGUAUGAAGAAUGAAAUAUGGGCUACUUAUUAUCAUAAAAGUUCAAGCGAUAAGAAUCCACAACACAUGUACUGCCCAACUGGUUCGUCAAGCUGGUGUAAAUGGCAACAAGCCUCAGCUGAGAACACUCUUGAAGAGUUUGUCCACGAACAUCCCCCCCUGGAUGAAAAAGUACUGAAAGUAAUUGAGCCCAUUUAUACCAGUUUAUCGUCUGACGAUUUACUACAUCGAUGUUUGGGAUCCGAAACUCAAAAUAACAAUGAAUCGCUCAAUUCAUUAAUAUGGACUUUUGCUCCCAAGCAUAUUCACGCUGGAUCUCAAACAAUUCAAAUUGCGAAUUAUUUAGCUGUUGCCAUUUUUAAUGAAGGUUAUUUACCCAUCUUAAAAAUGAUGGAACUUAUGGGCAUCACCGUUGGUACUGAAGCUCAUUCAUUUGCUAUCAGACGUAACGAAGUUCGGAUUGAGCGCUCCGAGCUACGAGCUACUGCUGCUUCCAAAGAAGGCAGAACAGCUCGAUUAGCUGAAAGAACUUCACAAAACAUCGAAUAUGAAGUUGAGGAAGGCCCAAUGUAUGGAUCUGGAAUCGCCGAUUAAUCCAAAAUCACUACAAGGGCUGGAAUCAUGUCAACCAGGGUGCACCGUUUUUUUUGUAGCCCCCACUUCACCGACCUGUAAUUUGUCCAAUUUAUCAUUUUUUUUUUUUUCAAUUUUUUUUUAUAUUCUUGAAACGUUAAUAAACAUCA
Messenger RNA from Cotesia glomerata, 1254 nucleotides. RefSeq lists its product as uncharacterized. The record is from RefSeq and is a predicted model, not a curated record. The transcript is spliced from 2 exons. Lineage: Eukaryota; Metazoa; Arthropoda; Insecta; Hymenoptera; Braconidae. Bases 191 to 1105 code for a protein of 304 amino acids.